AUGGCUCUUUGUAUCUUCUCCGUCGCCCUCUUCUCUGCCUCUCCCAUCUCGACUUCCAUCUCCCUCCACUCCCCCCUCAACCGCAUCAACUUCAUCUUCGCCGGCUUCUUCCUUCUCUCCGUUCCCCCGAAGCCCCCCCAGCUCCAGCCCCACCAACAACUCCAGCCCGAUCCCAAAGUCUUCCGAAACGGGGGAUUUGGAGAUCGCUGUGCUGAGGGGCUGGGUGUGGAGUUGGACUUUGCUGCUGCGGAGGAGGAGGAGGAGGAGGAGGAAGAAGAGGGAAAGGAGUAG
This is a messenger RNA of Plenodomus lingam JN3, 291 nucleotides long. NCBI's taxonomy places the organism in Eukaryota, Fungi, Ascomycota, Dothideomycetes, Pleosporales, Leptosphaeriaceae. The record is from RefSeq and is a predicted model, not a curated record.